Molecule: messenger RNA, 3690 nt
Organism: Haliotis rufescens (red abalone)
Lineage: Eukaryota; Metazoa; Mollusca; Gastropoda; Lepetellida; Haliotidae
Product: dnaJ homolog shv-like
Exons: 10
Coding region: 27-1094 (355 amino acids)
Biological process (GO): protein maturation; protein folding
Cellular component (GO): endoplasmic reticulum
Molecular function (GO): misfolded protein binding
Source: RefSeq, a predicted model, not a curated record
CGUCAGUUGUGCCAGGAAGUGUAAACAUGGCGUCGUCUGUAUCGUGGAGUGUUGUCGCUGUCACUGUUAUAUUGCUGACAGAACAAGUUUUGGCAGGGAGAGACUUCUACAACAUUCUGGGAGUGUCCAAGUCAGCCACGACCAAUCAGAUCAAGAAGGCAUAUCGGAAGUUGGCCAAGGAGCUCCAUCCUGAUAAGAACCGCGAUGACCCUGAGGCUGCAGAAAGAUUUCAGGAUCUUGGUGCUGCAUAUGAGGUAUUGUCAGAUCAGGAGAAGAGGAAGGUGUAUGAUCGCCAUGGGGAAGAGGGACUCUCUAAAGGUGACAUGGGAGGAGAUCCCUUUUCCAGUUUCUUUGGUGACUUUGGCUUUGGGUUUGGUAUGAAGGAGCAAGAGCAAGAGGUUCCUAAAGGAGGUGAUGUCAUCAUGGACCUCGACGUGACACUGGAGGAACUCUACUCCGGCAACUUUGUUGAGGUGGUGAGAUACAAGCCCGUUGCGAAACCUGCUAAAGGAACGCGGAAGUGUAACUGUAGGAUGGAGAUGGUGACACAACAACUUGGGCCAGGAAGGUUCCAGAUGAUGCAGCAACAAGUCUGUGACGAGUGCCCUAAUGUCAGGUUUGUACCUGAAGAGAAGCUGUUAGAAAUAGAGAUUGAAUCUGGCAUGAGAGAUGGGCAGGAAUAUCCAUUUGUUGCUGAGGGUGAACCUCAUAUUGAUGGCGAGCCAGGAGAUCUUAGAUUCAAAAUAAAACAAACUAAACAUAAGAAGUUUGAGCGUAGAGGAGACGACUUGUACACAAAUGUGACAAUAUCAUUGAUGGAUGCACUAGCAGGGUUUGAGAUGGACAUCAAACAUUUGGAUGGUCACAAAGUUCACAUCGUGCGAGACAAGAUCACCUGGCCUGGCGCCCGCAUGAGGAAGUCCAAUGAAGGGAUGCCCAACUAUGAGAAUAACAAUGUUAAAGGAUCCCUGUACAUCACGUUUGAUAUUGACUUCCCAAAAGGAACACUGACAGAAGAAGUGCGAGCAGACCUGAAGAAACUGCUCAAUAUGGAAUCAAAACACACAGUUUACAAUGGGCUGCAAGGAUUUUGAUUGCACUCAUUGUUAGGUUAUAAAUAUUUUACAACAUGCUCCUGUUCCUGUUGUUUUCAACAAUAGCUGGUGUGUUUGAUGGUUGACAUACAAAGGACAGUACUUGAAUGAAGCUACAUCCCAGUGGGGAUCUGAUGGGAAGGUUAGAUAUGCCAUACCAAGAAAGGCUCUUAUUGAUGUGAUAGGUUGCUCUGUGGCUGAAAUAAUGCUGAUGCAAUGGUAAAUUUUAACUAGCUCACUUGUUUGAUAAAGUUUUUUUCAUCCUCAAUUCAUACAUAAAAAAAAUUAAUACUAUCAUUAUCCAUGUUUGCACAAACUGUCGAUAUUAUCAGUAGAUGUUUAUUUCAACAUUGUGAAAUGUACGACUGUUGUCUGCAGGUGGUUUGGAGUUCGUGCUGCAGUAGCUCCUGCUAUACAAGUGUGAACAAUUUACUGUAAAUAUGGGAAACAUCAGGAUAAUAUUGCAUGGUUUGUUAUGUAUAUAAGAACUCAACCAAUUGAAACAGUUUUUUGAGUCAAACACACCUCAGCAAAUUUGCUGUAUUGAACAUGCUGCCAUGGAGACUGACUGUUGUGCUGGUGUUUGAUGUGGGAGAUGGAGUGUUUGUUUUCUGAUUGUUAUGUAGCAUGGUGUCUGGUGGAUGGCCGUCUACUACGAGGUUGUACAUGAGAUUUUUACGAUUGUUAAAUUUGAUUUAUUUUAGAUUUGUUUACAAUCUGAUACUGCCACAAGCACUUGAUCAUCAAACGUCAAUAUUCAGUUGUAUAUUUAUAUGCUGAUGGUAAGAAGUUAAACAACCAUAAAUGUUCUUAUCGCAACAGAAACCUUGCACAGUAAGUAAUGCAAUGUAUAUGUAUUGUCAAAGCAUAUAUUUAAUUAACUAAUAUUUUUUUUAUGUGACAAAUAAUGCAAAAUAGCAGUAAAGAACAAGUAGAAAUGGGACCUAAUUAUGUUGAAGCAUCACAAAGUGUUAUAACUAAUACAUAUCAUCUGUAGUUGGUCAAUGUGGAUACUUCAUUGUUACAAUCUCCAUACGGUGGUACAGAAGCAGAAUGAUUGACAUUAUUGUUGCCGGUUACACCUGACCUGCCUGGCAGCAUCUCACCUUCAUAAAGUGUGUUUUGUUACCUUGAUUCACACAUUGAUUAUGUACAGUUGCUUAUUUAUACAAUUGCAUUGUGUACUUUAAUUUUUAGAGGUGCUGAAGACAUGGAGAUUGUAGGUGGUUGUGUAUACCUCCGCUGCCAUGCUAUGUGAGACUGGGUGUAGUGCAGUACUUCAUGGCAUGUCACUGUUACAACCAACCAUACAGCACUAUUGCUGCUAGCUUUGUGUAAAGGGACAAUAGCUUCAUAAAUUUAAGUAUUAAUCAUGUUAAAGAUUUCUUAAUUGACUUCAUGAUAUUGAAAAGAUGACAAUAAAUUGUGUAGUGUGAUACCAUGGAGAUAUUUGUGGCACCCCUAUCAGUACACUUCCUUGUGUUACACCUGGUUACAACUUGUCUUGUAUAUACACAUUACUGGUUACUGUGCUUGGUUGAUCAUGCGUUGAUUAUCUAUUAUCUUACCACAAUUUAUGACAUGUAUAAAAACAGUGCUCUAAAAGUUGUACAGAGAUUAUGUGAAAUAUUUAAAAGUAUUACAAGGAAUCCAUAGUGUGUUUACUACUGGGUUCCACUUGAAGAAAGCAGUCUUCGAACCAUCCAUUUACUGUGAAGCCAUGGUAAGGGACUGAGAGUCUUAUUGCUAAUGCCUCCAUGAGGGGUGACUGUCGAGGGCUUUUUACCACAGUCCGUUAACUGCAAAAUAGUACCAAUGAAAUGCAAGAUGCGUAUAAAUCUGAAAGCAACAAUCCAUCUUAAAUGGCAUGAAAGUUAUUUAUUUGUCCAUACUAACUCGACACCAUAAUUUCAGACAUUGUCAUGAAGUAGAGACAGAGUUGUUUAACAAACUAUCAUGUAAUUGUUGGGGUUUUAAUGCCAUGGAAGUUCUGUGUGAUUUAGUAUCAGAUAUUGCCAGACUGUAAAAGAAUUUAGCUACAGAAUCUGCUGCCGACUUGGACAUGUUGCUUAUGCUCAAGUUUUUUCAAUCUGCAUGCACAGGCCGCCAUCUGGACAUAAACCCUGGUCUUUGUUUGGUGCCUGGCGGUUGCUCAUAACUCUGUUCACUGAAAUCCAUUGUGUUUUGAUGUCACAGUCCAGUAAUAAAACAACCAGGGUGGGUAGUAUUCAAAUACUGGGCAGGUGUAUCUUGGUAGUUAUAAUUCAAAUGUAAGUGUAUCUUCUAGGUACUUGGCAUCACUGGUUGUUUUGGGACGAGGCUGUUGUUUUCUUACCUCUGUUGUAGCCAUUGGCAUGGUCUGCCCAUGCUGAGUUAACACAUUUCACUCAGACUGAAUGGGACCAAAUAAAUGUGAGAAUUCUUGACUUUCUGUAAUGCCAAUGAAUCUAGAUUAUGUGCUUUCUUAAGUAGAUGUGAGAUUUUACAACAAUUGGUUAUGUUACAGCAGCACAGACCUGGUUUUGAUAUGAAACGAAUAAUUGUGAGACUGAUGUAUGAAUGCUAAACUGAGAAUAAUAAAAGUAUUUCAAAUAAA